Messenger RNA from Fusarium oxysporum Fo47, 803 nucleotides. RefSeq names its product ester cyclase. Gene Ontology annotation, biological process: polyketide metabolic process. NCBI's taxonomy places the organism in Eukaryota, Fungi, Ascomycota, Sordariomycetes, Hypocreales, Nectriaceae. The record is from RefSeq and is a predicted model, not a curated record. The coding region runs from base 222 to 713 and encodes 163 amino acids. The transcript has 2 exons.
ACCAAUUACCAAGUCGGAAUCUUUGGGUAUGGUCAAUACACAAGAUGAAUUGCGAAGAUUCGUUUAGUAACAAAGUGAACUUGCCUCUCACAUAUUGCUUGCCAAUAUCACUAUAAGAACCGUACCCUCCUUCUUGACAACAGGAACAGUCUUCUGCAGCAUCAAUCGUACAAGUACAACAGCAACACUUUUACCUACCAACAGCAACAAUCAGCAGCACGAUGCCUACUCAAGAGGAGACAAAGAACCUGGAGGUUAUCCAGGAGUACUUCACUGAGUACUGGGGCAAAGGCAAUCCUGAGAUCGUCGACAAGCUCUGCGCUGAUGACUUCGUCAUCAACUACCCAAUGCAUGGCCCACGAUAUGGAAAGGAGAAUGCCAAAAAGAUGCUCUCGGAGUUCAAAGAGGCAUUUCCAGACAUCUCGUUCCAUGCCUACCAGCACCCGCUGAUUGCAAGCGGGCCGUAUGUGGUCGGUCGUUGGAUCGGAGGCGGUACCCAUACUGGAGUUGCUUUCCAUGAUCUUGCCGUUGGCGCGUUGGAGAAGGCCAAUACGGGCAAGAAGAUGUACUUCUCUGGUACGACUAUCUUCACACUCAAGGAUGGGCUUAUUGUGGAUGAAACUGGAGAGGAGGGAGCUUUGACGGCUCUUCAGCAACUUGGUCUGGUUCAGCAGCCGAAUCCCGGAAAGGAGGUCAAGUACCUUCACGAGUAACCAGGUCAAGAGGAAUCGGAGAGACCUUUGUCUUGGGGUGUCUACUUAGUUACCUGAGCCUCGGCUCUGGUCACAUUUUGUAAACAAAUC